UCUGAAUUGCAAAUGCUAUUAGGUUUUGCUUUAAGAAAUAAAACUGGAAGGAAAACUGAAUUGCAACAACGAGCUAUUGAUCUUUUGCGUGUUCGAUCUCAUCCUAUUCAGCAGAAAAUCAGAGAUUUAUACAAAACAAUACAUGUUGGAAACACAUUUAUGUGAUGACCAGUGAUAGCAGCCCUUUCAUGGGUAUUUUAUCACGGAGAAAAUUCUUGCUUGGAAAGUUUGGUAAGAUAUAUUACUAAUCAAGGCAAUAGUCGAAAUAUGUCACGUCCAUCGAGGGCUGCAAAGGCAGAGUGCCUCAGGAAAAUGACUGACACUUUUCAAGUUGAGCACUCAGGAGUAAUGCCAUACUCAUCUCUGCAACAUGCAGCUGAAAUGAUUCAACAAAGAGAGCAACAUCUAGCACGCCAACAAGCAACCCAGAGACAAGCUACUAAAACUACACAGCAGGGGAAGGUUUUUUUGGGAAAUACAAGACAAUAUGGAACUCAGGAACUGCCAACCAAGAACAAGCAAUUGAAUAGGGGUCAAACAAUAAGGCAAAACGGAGCUUUAAAUAGCGCACCUACCGCAUCUUCACCUGGAGCUACCGAAUUAGGAAACGGCAACAUGCCCCAGCAACAAGGAGGUGUACCCCGCACAACAGCUACAGUACAUCCUUACGUUAAUAAUCAGCUUGCAUCUCGCCAGCCACCUAUUUAUAAUCAAACUUAUCUCACACAAUAUGCACCACAGUACACCCAAAGACCUCAGCAAGGCAUAAUCAAUGCCAACUACCCAAUACAUCCAGAUGUGAAGUUCAAAAGACUGCCAUUUUUUGAUGUCAUUAGCGAGCUCUUGAAGCCGUCUACUCUCAUUCCCCAAACUACCCAAAGAAUGCAGGAGGGCAACUUCUAUUUCCACCUGACCCCUCAACAGGCAACUGAUAUAGCAGUGUCCAGGGACAUAAGGCCCGGAGUGAAAAUAGAUUAUGUGAAACAAGUACAAAUGAGAUUCUGCCUUCUUGAGACAACUUGUGAACAAGAAGAUUUCUUUCCCCCAAGUAUUGCUGUUAAAGUCAACAAUAAACACACUCAAUUACCUAACCCCAUCCCUACAAACAAACCAGGCGUUGAGCCAAAAAGGCCACCGAAACCUGUAAAUAUUACUUCCCUUGUGAAAUUGAGUCCAACAGUUCCUAAUCAAAUAUCGGUGUCCUGGGCAGCAGAAUAUGGUAGAGGUUAUGCAAUAACGGUUGCAUUGGUCCAUAAGUUGACUUCCCAUGAUCUCUUGAUGAGGUUGAAACAGAAAGGAGCCAAACAUUCAGAUUAUACAAGAGGAUUGAUAAAGGAAAAACUGAACGACGACGACAGUGAAAUAGCCACCACCUCAUUGAAAGUUUCUUUGAUGUGCCCUCUGGGUAAAAUGAGAAUGACGACACCCUGUCGUCCAAUUACAUGUUCCCACUUCCAAUGCUUCGAUGCUCAUCUCUUCCUGCAGAUGAACGAAAGAAAACCAACUUGGAUUUGUCCGGUUUGUGAUAAGCCCGCACUUUAUGACAAUUUAGUAAUUGAUGGAUAUUUCCAAGAUGUAUUAACGUCGAAUAGUUUGCCUUCGGAUGUGAAUGAGAUACAGCUCCAUAAGGACGGAUCGUGGAGUACUCAAAGUAAUGAAAAGAAAUCUCAGAAAAUUGAUAAGACGCCUGAUGUUGAUGUUUCUAUUGAAAUAAUCAAUGAUGAUGUUGAAUAUGUGAGUUCCAACGUUACCACCACAUCUUCUACAGAACCCGUCAAGGAAUUAAAGGAAGAACCUAAAAAAGAUGUUGUAGAUUUAACUUUGUCAGAUUCUGAUGACGAUGAACCGUUGGCAAAAAGACGUGCUGUAAAUCCAAAACCAGAUUCGACUAUUAAAUUCUCAGAUACGACCAGUAUUUCGUCAAAUAGCAACCAAUCCCGCAUGACGACGACACCUGGCCCAUCAUCGGUGUCUAGUUCUGGAUAUCCAGCAAGUCCGGCGAUAAUAACACUGGACAGUCCCUCUCCUCCAAGAUCACCGCAAGCAUCUUCACAAAACCAACAGGCUUCUUCAUGUAUGAUGCAGUCUACUAACGGUACAUUAAAUCAGCAAACAUCAAUGUAUAAUCAACACAUGCCAUUUCUAGAUCUCGAAGGGGAAACAAACAACACAAAUGUAAAUACUUAUCAUCAGUUUUGAGCUGAGUUACAAGAGUGAGAACCGUUUUUUAUGACCAAUGGAUAAUUGAACGUGAAGUGAAAAGAAAAAACCUAAGUCUUAAGUGUACAGUAUCUUGAACUAGUUUAUUAUAGACUAAAUUAUUUUAUUAGUCUUUGAUGGUUCAUAAUUUUAUACAGUUCCCAGUUAUCAUUCCACAUUGUAGAAGGAAAAUGAAAAAUUUGAAUCGAAAUUUUUCUUCUAUAGGCAAUUAGAAUACCAAUGAAGACCAAAAUGUUCUGAUUAUCUUUACUUUUAAUAUUUCCUUCAUGUGACCAAGUUGAAAAGUUUCUUAAACAUAUUUAAAAUAUGUUUGGAUUUGUAGAAAUUUAUUCAAUUCCACGUUUAGCAUUACAUGUCGUGAAACUAUAAAAUAUGUAAAGAAAAUUAACUAUAGAGCAACUUCUAUCAUUUAAUAGAUUGAAAUUUGCCCAGAAUGUGUCUGGUUGGAAAAACGUUGAUGACAUUUUUAUAGUGGGUGAAGAGUGUCUGUCAUAUUUGCAAGAACUGAAAUCUCCUGACAGAUCUGCUGAAAUUGUGUACUUUUUUUUAAAUGAAUCAGAUUUUGAUCAUCAAUUAAGAGAAAGAAUUAUAGUUAUUUUUGCUGGCUCAUGUAAUAUUCGAAAUUGAUUAAGUUCUAGCCUUCUCAUCUUUUGAAAAUUAGUUUGUAUACUAUUUCCUAUUUAAUGACAUGAGUAGAUUUAUAUGUUGGGGUGUAAAAAAAUGAUCGGGUCAUGAGCGAUUUUUGUAUAGAACAAAAUGAUUAAUGUUUGUACUUGUUACUUAAAAUAAAAUUGGUUUUGCACUA
Molecule: messenger RNA, 3025 nt
Organism: Coccinella septempunctata (seven-spotted ladybird)
Lineage: Eukaryota; Metazoa; Arthropoda; Insecta; Coleoptera; Coccinellidae
Gene: Su(var)2-10
Product: E3 SUMO-protein ligase PIAS2
Exons: 10
Coding region: 268-2199 (643 amino acids)
Biological process (GO): regulation of transcription by RNA polymerase II; protein sumoylation
Molecular function (GO): transcription coregulator activity; zinc ion binding; SUMO ligase activity
Source: RefSeq, a predicted model, not a curated record